This is a messenger RNA of Xiphophorus maculatus (southern platyfish), 4782 nucleotides long. RefSeq names its product EFR3 homolog B (gene efr3b). Gene Ontology annotation, cellular component: plasma membrane. Bases 371 to 2899 code for a protein of 842 amino acids. The transcript is spliced from 23 exons. The record is from RefSeq and is a predicted model, not a curated record. Gene Ontology annotation, biological process: protein localization to plasma membrane. Lineage: Eukaryota; Metazoa; Chordata; Actinopteri; Cyprinodontiformes; Poeciliidae.
AAGGAUUUGUUGCUAAUCUCUUAGUUAAUGCGGACAACUUGACUGUGCUAACAUAAAUUACGAAGAAGCCUCAGGACAGGGACAUGCAAGUUGGUAUUCAGCAGAAAUUGAUGGUGUAUACGUUUUCUUUUGGUGGUUGUAAGUGUUCUGGAGAAGUUGGUUUUGCGGUUUAGUUUUGUCAGGGGGAAAAAGUGGUGCUUUUUGCAACUAAGCUCAUUUAUUUGUGUCAGAAAACGUAAUUUCCAGUGACUUAAAAUAACAGAACUGUUUCACUUUGAUGGUUGCAGAUUAAGAUCAGUAUUUUUGGUUUUGGUGUUUUAAGUUACUGCAUCUGGGUAAAGUAGAAUAGUGUGUGUGUGUAUUGCCCACUAUGCCACUGCCUGCAACUGAUGUCCCAGCCACUCAGAGGCUGGCACUGGACUGCCGUACCCUUCUGGACCAUCGCGUUGGCAAGGGGGUUUGUGGUUGCUGUGGGGCACUCAGGCCUCGGUACAAGAGACUGGUCGACAACAUCUUCCCAGAGGAUCCAGAGGAUGGACUGGUCAAGGCCAAUAUGGAGAAGCUGACAUUUUAUGCCCUGUCAGCUCCAGAGAAACUGGACCGUAUCGGGGCCUACCUGUCUGAGAGACUGUCACGGGAUGUGGCCCGGCAUAGAUACGGAUAUGUGUGUAUAGCCAUGGAAGCCCUAGACCAGCUGCUGAUGGCCUGCCACUGCCAGAGCAUCAACCUGUUUGUGGAGAGCUUCCUCAAGAUGGUGCGCAAGCUGCUGGAGUCUGACAAACCCAACCUGCAGAUCCUAGGAACCAACUCUUUUGUGAAGUUUGCUAAUAUAGAAGAGGACACUCCAUCGUACCACCGCAGCUACGACUUCUUUGUGUCCCGCUUCAGUGAGAUGUGCCAUUCAAACUAUGAGGACCCUGACAUCCGUACCAAGAUUCGGAUGGCGGGGAUUAAAGGUCUGCAGGGUGUGGUGAGGAAGACUGUGAAUGAUGAGUUGCAGGCAAAUAUCUGGGAUCCCCAGCACAUGGACAAGAUCGUCCCUUCUCUGCUGUUCAACCUGCAGAGUGGAGAGCGCACAGAGAGCCGCUCUCCUUCUCCGCUGCAGGCGUCGGAGAAGGAGAAGGAAAGCCCCGUGGAGCUGACGGAGCGCUGUUUCAGGGAGCUGUUGGGUCGAGCUGCCUACGGCAACAUCAAGAACGCCGUCUCGCCCGUCCUGAUGCACAUGGACAACCACUCUCUAUGGGAGGGAAAGAUCUUUGCUGUGCGUUGCUUCAAAAUCAUCAUGUACUCCAUCCAGUCCCAACACUCUCACUUAGUAAUCCAGCAACUCCUGGGCCAUCUGGAUGCUAACAGCAAGAACUCGGCCAAAGUGCGGGCUGGCAUUGUGGAAGUGCUGCUGGAGGCUGCUGCCAUCGCAGCCAGCGGCUCCGUAGGCCCUACAGUGUUGGAGGUGUUCAACACCCUGCUGAGGCAGCUGCGCCUCAGCGUGGACUACGAGUUGACCGGCUCGUAUGACGGAACCAACAUCGGCACCCAGAUCAUCAAAGCUCACGAGGAGCGGCAGCUGCAGGAGGCUGUCAUCAGGACCAUUGGCUCAUUUGCCAACACCCUACCCACAUACCAGAGGUCAGAGGUCAUGCUGUUCAUCAUGGGAAAGAUCCCGGUCCCUGGAGUAAAUUUGACUCUUCCCCCUAACGAACUUGUGCCUCAGGGAACACAAAUGAUUCAGAUUAUGUUGCUCAAGUCCUUGGUGCAGGUGACAAUGGGUUUCCAGACCACCAAUAUGCUCACAGCGUUGCCGGACACUUUCCUGGACCCUCUGCUGUCCUUCUCUCUAAUCAAUCACCCGGAGGUCCGGUUACUUGUUCUCCAGAUUCUCCUCAGCCUCAUCGACAGGCAUGACAACAGGCCCAAAUUCGCAACAGUCUGCAUCAUCUCUGACAUCUCUGUGCUGAAACUCAAAGUUGACAAGUGCUCCAGACAGGACAAUUUAUUCAUGAAAAAGCAUGGCCAGCACCUGUGCCGACACAUCUACCUUGGUUGUAAAGAACAGAGCAGCAGCCAGCAGCACUAUGAGACCCUCUAUGCUCUGUUGGGUCUUCUCUGCGUGGAGUUGGCGAACGAAGAGGUGGUGGUGGACCUCAUCCGACUGGCACUCGCCUUGCAGGACUUGGCCCUGUGCACGGAUGAAGAUCUGACUAUUUAUAACCGCUGUGCUGUGCAUGCCCUCUCCGCCGCCUACCUCAACCUCAUCUGCCAGCUCACCACCGUCCCAGCCUUCUGCCAACACAUACAUGAAGUAAUUGAGGUGAGACAGAAAGAAAGUCCUUACCUUUUGCCUGAGGGCAUCUUUCUUGAGUGUCCCACGCUGCCGCCUUCGCUGGAGAGGGUGGAAAGUGGUGUUUUGUUUCUCCAGUCGAAGAUCGCAGAGGUCCUGGGAGGAAGUGGUUACAACACGGACCGACUGGCAACACCCUACGUCCCACAGUGCACCGAUGAGGACCGGCUGUCCAAAAGAAAGAGCAUUGGGGAGACCAUCUCACUUCAGGUGGAGGUUGAGUCCCGAAACAGUCCAGAGAAAGAAGAGAGGACUCCGGCAGAAGAAAUCACAUUUGAAACCCUGAAAAGUGCCAUUGUGGACAGUGCUGGUAUGGAGGAGCAGGAGAGGGAGCGGCGGAGGCAAGUGGUGGAGAAGUUUCAGAAGGCACCAUUCGAGGAAAUCGCUGCCCACUGUGGUGCCAGGGCCACGAUGCUGCAGAGCAAACUGAAUCAGAUAUUUGAGAUCACAAUCAGACCCCCUCCCAGCCCAUCUGGAACCAUUUCCUUGGGUUACGGCCAAAGCCAGAGUCGAUCUGUUCCCAUUUAUGAGAUGAAGUUUCCCGACCUUUGUGUGUAUUAGAGCACAAAGUUUCGCAGCGACGCAACAAAACUGAUUAACCUUUUUUUUAGGUUCAGGGAAGAGUAACCGAUCUUUACUGUAAACUGAUCUCAAUCGUGGAAUCGGACGUUAGAUGAAACUUUAGAGCAACACACAAGACACUAGUUAACUUAGUUGUGUGAAAAGGUCUUUUAUGGUUUGAUUGCAACCAGAACAAGCUGGCAAAAGUAAUCAAAACACAACAAACUCUCUUGAUUUACCUUUAUUUGUAGAAACUCCACUGGUUGGAUUAUCAAGUUUAGAGAUUUCCAAGAACUGUGACAGAGAAGCUUUGUGUGUGUCUCCUGGACCUGGGAAUGUUAACGGCACUGCAAUCUCUGGAUGUUCAUUGUGUUUUUUGUUCGUCCCAGACGGGGUGCCAUACCUAACAAAAUUAGAUUAACCUGUCUCAUUUUGCUAACAUUUUCUGUUUAUUUAUUUAGAUCUAAACACUAGAGAGUGUAUUUGACUUUUUUUUUUAAUCCAUGAAUAACUCUUGUUACUCUGUAGGUUUCCUUCGCCUUCUCAGUGUUGGCCAAAAGUGCUUUUUCAUUUUGUGAUGGGCAUUUAAUUCCUUAUUUUUUACUUGUAUUUAUUUUGAUUCUAAUCAUUUCUAACUGAGAAACGAUCACUAAAACAAAACUUGUGCCACACGUGACCACAUAAACUCCUGAAAUGCAAUGUUUACAACAUUGGAAAAUACUAUAAAAAUGAUUAUUUUUUUCGUCCCAUAUAAAUGUGUAUAUAUUUAGAGAGAACUAUAUAAGUCUAUAAGCCUAUGUACAGAGCAGGGAUGUUUUCUGUGUGUAUAUUUUUGUUUUUAACUGUCGCUGCACUGGUUGUCUCCAAUAAGUUGAGGGAAAAAAAUCUGAAGCAACCAGCAACACAUAAAAUCCAAAUGAGCAGUCUUCUUCCGAAACAGAAGCUUGUUCCAGCAGCUUCACCCUGACCUGCAUUAUUACCGCUGCAUCCUCGGCUCUGCAGGAUUGGCUUCCCAGCAGUGCAUCUGUCUCGUCGAGAUUUAAUAAGCCAUUUAGUGCGCUAGAGCGUACAAAAUACACACACACACAGGUACAAAAACAAGGUAUAAUGGCAAUAAUUUGGCACGAGCCUGGCAAAUGCGGUCCAACUGUUGGUAGCAGAUUCCUUUGUGCGUUGUUGAAGCGUGCCUCUUAUCGUUGUGGUGCUGUGAUGGCUCGUUGUGUGACGUUUUAAAGGAAUGCACUCCUUCUCUGGCGCUUUGUUGACUGAGUUGCAUCUGUCUCAUGUUAUGUAGAUGCAGAGUUUUUUUUUUUUCUUUUAACAUGUAGAGUCAAAUGUGUCAAUCAGUUUACCAAAUCAUUGCCCCCUCUUUUUUUUUAAAUAGUGUGAGUGAGAUUGUUUGUUCAUGUAUCUGUGCAAACACAGAUGUGUCUUUAUCGUUGUUACCGGAGACCAAACCCUUCAGACACAGUUUACAGUCUUAUCCAGUGACUGACUCCUCCUGGUUCAUGAAGAACAACCCGUUGAUGCAGCAGCACACAGCUGCCCGAACCCUUCAGUGGCGCGUCGUGAUGCCGUCUUUUCAGAAUCAGAUCUGUAAAUCUGUCUUGCUUGUUGUCAUUGCAUUGUGUAAUGUGAUACUAGCUUACGGCCAUCCUGACUUAGUUUUUCUUCAUGACAUGUCUGGUUAAUAGAUCCAUUUUGCAAUGUAGUGCUGUAGUACAAAUUGAUUCAUUCUGUGGACUUUGCACUUUAAAAACUGGAUUACCUAGUGACAAAGGCAGCUUUUACAUGGGGAAAAUGCCUUACAUGUGUCAUACCUGACUUUGCAUGCUAGUCGACUCGUAGCUGUGUUAUACAAUAAAUGUAUCUCAAACCAUGAA